Nerophis lumbriciformis (worm pipefish) is the source of this 486-nucleotide messenger RNA. NCBI's taxonomy places the organism in Eukaryota, Metazoa, Chordata, Actinopteri, Syngnathiformes, Syngnathidae. The record is from RefSeq and is a predicted model, not a curated record.
AUGUCUGUUGGAGCCACCAGGUCCAAGUUCCGCCCGGCACCGAGUGCCACGCACGACUGGAUCGGCCCGCCCAACCCUCUUUCCAACCUGCGACCGAUCAUCUAUCGGGAAGCCAAGAACGAGUCGGAGGUGGAGAAACGUCUGAGGAACAUGCGACAGGACACCGAGGACUGGAACCACCAAUUCUGGGCUGAGCAGAACCUCACGUUCGGCAAGGAAAAACAUGCCUUCAUCGUCUCCCAGCUCAAGGCUAAAGGCUUAACUGAGCGCGACCAGCAAGGUCGCCGCCGCACUCUGAGCAGCGAGGAGAUGUCAGUCUUCUACAAGAGUUUCUUGGACAAAAACAGAGUGCGGCACGCUAAUUACAAUAGGGAGUGGUACCGACGCAAUUUGUCAAUCACCUUCCUCAUGGCUCGUGUUGCACUGGACAACUUGUGGAAGAAGGUCAAGGAUAAACGCCAUGGCAAACCCACGACGUUAUCAUGA